AUGUCGUCUCCGUUUCGCAUUGUUGAACACGUCGUACCCAGUCAGCAUAUCAGGGAGUAUCCUGGAGCCACGGCAAACGAACAAGAAGAACCCCUGCAUCUGGCCGUGAAACAAUAUAUUCCACUCGAUAAUCCUAAUCCGCAACCAGGCGACAUCACUAUUCUUGCUGCCCACGCAAAUGGUUUCCCCAAGGAACUAUACGAGCCUCUUUGGGAAGAAAUACACGCUCGAUCAAAACAGAAUGGGUUCCGUAUUCGCAGUAUCUGGAUGUCCGAUGUGGCCCAAGAAGGCCAGAGCAGUGUGAUUAAUGAACAUUCUCUCGGGAAUGAUCCGAGCUGGUUCGAUCACCCUAGGGACCUCCUCCAUCUGGUCAACGUCAAGCGGGCUGAAAUGCCCCGGCCCAUCGUGGGUAUCGGGCAUAGCAUGGGAGGCGCUCACCUCGUCCAACUAUGUUUAAUGCACCCUCGACUGAUCCACACCUUGAUCCUGCUAGACCCAGUGAUCCAGCGCCAAUCAACCCAACUAGACGGCCUAAGCAUGUUAAAGAACAAGCGUGAAAUAGCCAAAACCACUCAACUGUCAACCCACAGGCGUGACAUCUGGCCCUCCCGCCAAGCCGCCGCAGAAGGCUUCCAGCGAAGCCCCUUCUACCAAGCCUGGGACCCAAGGGUCCUAUCUCGCUGGGUCAAGCAUGGCCUUCGCGACCUCCCAACAGCCAUCCACCCACUCGACCAGGAAAAGAAAUCUGCGGAUCCCCCAGUAACCCUUCGCACCCCACUCCACCAAGAAGUCUUUACCUUCUCCCGCCCAAACUAUAGACACAUCCCGGGCAGCGGCAAGCCCGUCAACCGUGUCACUCACCCAGACCUAGACGCAGACCACCCAGACAGCUACCCAUUCUACCGGCCCGAACCGGCGCGUAUCUUCUCUCAGCUCCCCCAUCUCCGCCCAAGCGUGCUGUACAUCUUCGCCGGAAAGUCGGAUAUGUGUAUUCCCGCCAUGCGCGCCGAUAAGCUCGCGAACACGGGCGUCGGACUAGGUGGGAGUGGCGGUGUUGCGGCCGGCCGUGUGCGUGACGUUUUCCUUGAAGAUUUUGGACAUUUGCUUGCCCAGGAGGCGGUCAAUGAGUGCGCUGACGCAGCGGUGUGUUGGCUUGCGCCUGAGAUUCGGCGCUGGAGGGACGAGGAGGAGAGCUUCCAAUCUGUUUGGAGUAAGAAGUCGAAGAUUGAGAAGGUCACUGUUGAUGCGGAGUGGUUGAAGAAUGUUCCUGCGCCGGCGCGGAGACCGAAGAAGGCACAGGCUGGCAGCUCGAAGCUAUAG
Messenger RNA from Penicillium soppii, 1320 nucleotides. RefSeq names its product putative toxin biosynthesis protein. The record is from RefSeq and is a predicted model, not a curated record. Bases 1 to 1320 code for a protein of 439 amino acids. The transcript is spliced from 4 exons. NCBI's taxonomy places the organism in Eukaryota, Fungi, Ascomycota, Eurotiomycetes, Eurotiales, Aspergillaceae.